AUGGCGUUUCCACCUGCCCUUCUGCUGCUCGUCACUGUUGCUCUACAUGUCAGUGGUCAAAGUUUGGCGGAAUUCGAGACUCUCCCGACAGGCUGCGGCUGGGGUCUCGGGCGUCCCUACACCCUCCUCUGUGACCUGGACUCCAUUUGGGGUGUAGCUGUCGAAUGUGUGGCUGCUGGUGGGACGUUGACUGCCAUUUUACUUGCCUUAGUCCUGCUGUGCCGUUUACGGCACAUCAACGAAGGCGAGAAGUGCAGUGGCGUGGGACCCAUCCUCCUGCUGCUCCUGGGCAUCAUCGGCUUGUUCGGCCUCAGCUUUGUUUACCUGAUUGAGCAGGACGAGUCUCUCUGUCUGAUCCGCAGAGCCUUGUGGGGCCUCCUUUUUGCUGUCUGCUUCUCCUGCUUGCUGGUUCAGGGCGUCCGCCUGCACAGGCUGGGCCAGGAGCAUCGAAGCCCCAGUGGCUGUGCGCUCAUAGGCCUGGCGCUGGGUUUGAGUGCUGUGCAGGGCAUCAUCGCAGCCGAGUGGCUACUUCUGACCGUGUUGAGGGAGGGGAGAGCUGCCUGUCAGUACCUGCCUUUAGACUUCUCAUUAGCCUGCAGCUAUGUGGUGGCCUUGCUACUAGCUGCAAUGAUUGCUGCUUCUUUGGGCCUGUGCGGGAAGACACGUCAGUGGCGAUGCAGCGCAGUCUGGCUGCUGGUGACCUGCCUGCUGUCUCUACUGCUGUGGGUGGCAUGGAUGGGCUUCUAUCUGUACGGCAACGCCUGGCUUGGCAAGUCUCCUGAGUGGAAUGACCCAGCUCUGGCAAUAGCUUUGGUGGCUCAGGGCUGGCUGCUGCUGAUAUUUCAUGCCAUUCCUGAAUCCCACAUCUGCAUGAGACCCCCACCACAACCAACCGCCCCAGACUACUUUGACACGUCCCAGAACUCAACACGGAUGAGAGAGACGAGCUUUGACGAAGACAUCCCUCUUUCUCACCGGCAGUUUGUGGAGAACCAGGGUUAUGGCUACAACGACGAGAACACUGCAGGCUUGAGGAGCGGUGGUGGUGGUGGUGGUGGUGGUGGUGCUGGGCAACACAACAGUAACACUGGUGCCAGGCCCAGUGCUCCCUUCCGCAGCAAUGUCUACCAGCCCACAGAGAUGACCAUGAUCCUGAACGGGGGAGCGGUGAGUACAGCCUCCCAGUCACAGGUGCCCUCCGCCCCUCCUACCUACACGGGAAGGCAGCUGUGGUGAAAAGAAGAUGUGCAACAGAGAAUGAGGAGAAUAGAAUAGAUGGGGGGUGACGAGGGAGGGGGUCCAGGACUGGAUUGGACUUUUGGUGGCAUGGAUGCCUGCAGGGCCCUUUCAAUCUGUGUACAGACUUUAACACUGACUCUGUGCCAAUCAAGUAUUGAGUGAAUGUGUGAGACUGGGACAAAGCAGGACAUGGAGGACAGAGCUGAAACUUUUCCUGCUCACAAACGCACCACAAAAGAGGUGGAAAAACUUGAAGCGUGUCCAGCAAGAAGUAAAAUAGAACAACUGCUGACUUGGGUCUGAAAUGAUCAACAUGCAGUAUCAUUUUUAUACAAUUUGCUCCAGCAUCGUAGGCAUACUUGAAAACUGUGAAAUCUACCGCUUCAUCCGGAUUUAGCUCUCAUCCUGUCAGGAAGGAUGUGUUUUGUGCUGCUCCUUACAAUGCUGGUGCUCAAGUGGAAACGUUUGGCUCUGUCCUCCAUCCAUCCACACCGGGCAUGUAAACAGAGCACACAUGUAAAACUCGAGCACAGCCCUCUUCAUGACUAUCCAGCCUCUGUCGGUGUCUAUGUACAGAAUAUAAAAGAAACGUGUGUUCUCAGUCAAACUCUUGUCAUCCAGGUUGCCCACACUGGUGUUUUUUCCUCCAUUUCUUUGUUUCUGCCACUGCUCUGUCUGUGAUUUUAACGCCUCACACUCUUCACCUUGUGUCAUCCUCCAACCUACAUGGACACAUUGAAAAAUACAAACUGUGAAGCCUGAACCGGGGAGGAAGUUCCCGUGUUUGCAGGCACAACAAAUGCAGUCCUGCACCUGCACGGAGGGAUCACAUGCUGCUAACCGAACUGCACGCUGGAGCAGAGCGUGAUACGACUGGAGGAAGAGGCCGUCAGUCAUCAGCAGGGGCGGCGCAGCGAUGGGAAUCUAGGUCAGCCCGCCGUGCUCGCCACUGGCAGAUCGAAGGAGCCAGGACUGUCACGUUAGAUCAGCAGGAAGCAGAGCGAGCAAGUAAAACGAAAAACAAGCAUCUCGCUCUUAGUUCUGUGUUUGUAAGUGUUGUGAUUUUUAUGAGCGUUGGCGGAGAAAUUCAAAGUCCAAGUUGUUGUUUUUUUUCUUUAAUGCUAAAUUUUCACACAACUCUCCGGUGAGCUGUAACAAGAAGAACACUAGCGUGGGUAGUCACACUGUGAGUGACAGGAUAUAAAUCUAGAGCUGUGGCUGCUGUGUGGAGAUAAGUCUGGAGCCUCGGAAAGAUCAGAUCUACAACUGUGGAGAAGAAAGAGGAAGAUCAAAUAAAAGAGGAGGAGAGGGAAGGUGGGGAGGGGGUCUGACAGGUGUCUAGAUCUUCACUCAGCUCCUUAUAUAAAAUGAAAAUGGCUCCCUGGCCUGCCGUUGUGCAUGAAGUCGUAGCUACUGUUAGUGGUUGUCUUCUUUAUCUCAUGGAGAAACUCUCGUCCUCCUCCCCACCUCCCUCCUGCCUCUCUGUGGUCAGUCACUGUGCCAAUAAGGACUCCUUCUUCCACUGGAGUCUAUUUUACACACAUUUACUUCAUUGUCUCACCAGCUAUCACCAGAGGAACUGUGUAUAUAAAGUACUGCUGAAAGGCUUUGCUUGCUUGUUUCCCUUUUUUUAAGUUGUAGGCAGAGU
Molecule: messenger RNA, 2887 nt
Organism: Nematolebias whitei (Rio pearlfish)
Lineage: Eukaryota; Metazoa; Chordata; Actinopteri; Cyprinodontiformes; Rivulidae
Gene: gprc5ba
Product: G protein-coupled receptor, class C, group 5, member Ba
Exons: 3
Coding region: 1-1236 (411 amino acids)
Biological process (GO): G protein-coupled receptor signaling pathway
Cellular component (GO): extracellular exosome; intracellular membrane-bounded organelle; signaling receptor complex
Molecular function (GO): protein kinase binding; protein kinase activator activity; G protein-coupled receptor activity
Source: RefSeq, a predicted model, not a curated record